UCUUCCAUGCCUGGGAAAACCACAGAGCCCAAAAUGGGGUCCGAGGGAUCGUCUAAAGAGCGGCUAAAAUGGACGCAGGAACUGCAUAAUCUGUUCGAGAAGGCAGUCAAUCAGCUGGGAGGUCCAGAAAGAGCAACUCCCAAAGGUAUUUUGAAGGUUAUGGGCAUUCCUGGAUUGACAAUCUACCAUGUUAAAAGCCACCUGCAGAAAUAUAGGAUGUCCAAGUUUGUUCCUGAAGAUCCCAUCAGAGGCAAGUUUGAAAUUAAAAGCAUAUCGGAAAUACUCCCCAAUUUCAGCGCAACAUCAGGUGCUCAGCUCAAUGAAGCCCUGCAGAUUCAAAUGAACGUUUACAAGCGACUCAGCGAUCAGCAUGAGGUACAGAGAAGCUUGAAGAUGAAAAUGGAAGCACAAGGAAGGUUUCUAGAGAGAAUAAUGGAGGAACACAGAAUGAAAGCAAGCUGCAGCUCCAAGCCAAUAAGCAAGUCCUCCUAUUCUCCCAUAAUGUCAUCACUUCCAUCUCUCUGCGAAGACUCCGAAUCAAACGUGAAAGACAUGGAAUCGGAUUCAGAAGUGGUUGACAGGAACGAGACGAUGAGGUCUAAUGAAGAAGUGUUCCCACAGCGAAAACGAAUUCGGUUUGAUGAUAAUGAAGCCAUGUCCCAAAGCUACAGCUUUGCAUCAGAAUCUCUCAACAAUAAUCUGCUUCCGUUUUCGGGUAUGGAGAUGAACAACUUCCCGUGGAGUUUUAUGUCGUAUCAAUCUCCCAUGUUGCCGGCUGCCAUGUAUGAUUCUCGCUUAUUUGAAUAAAUAAUGUUUGCAUUGCAGAGGAUAGUAUAUUAUUGCAUCUGCAAGGGAUUGAACACUACUAAUAAAACCAUAUAUAUAUAUAUAGUUUGUUGUGUGGUAGGUGAGGUGUGUCAUCUUGAUAAGCUAAGUGCAAUUAACAUCACCUUAGGGUUGUACUUAGUCAUCAAGAUGGAAUAUGCUUUGUAAUAUAUUUACUUCAAUUCCUACUUUUAACGAGAUAAGAAAUUUGUGAUAUAAUUUUCUGGUAUCACAUGUUAUGUUAGUGAUGUAAAGAGGAGAUAACAUAAUUUGUCAAGCACAAAAUACUCUUUUGA
Messenger RNA from Ipomoea nil (Japanese morning glory), 1121 nucleotides. Its product is annotated as myb family transcription factor PHL7-like. The coding region runs from base 7 to 807 and encodes 266 amino acids. Gene Ontology annotation, molecular function: DNA-binding transcription factor activity; DNA binding. The transcript has 6 exons. The record is from RefSeq and is a predicted model, not a curated record. NCBI's taxonomy places the organism in Eukaryota, Viridiplantae, Streptophyta, Magnoliopsida, Solanales, Convolvulaceae.